Dunckerocampus dactyliophorus (ringed pipefish) is the source of this 9260-nucleotide messenger RNA. RefSeq names its product ATPase Na+/K+ transporting subunit alpha 3a (gene atp1a3a). The record is from RefSeq and is a predicted model, not a curated record. Bases 4950 to 8108 code for a protein of 1052 amino acids. Gene Ontology annotation, biological process: intracellular potassium ion homeostasis; potassium ion import across plasma membrane; intracellular sodium ion homeostasis. Gene Ontology annotation, molecular function: P-type sodium:potassium-exchanging transporter activity; ATP binding; ATP hydrolysis activity. The transcript has 23 exons. NCBI's taxonomy places the organism in Eukaryota, Metazoa, Chordata, Actinopteri, Syngnathiformes, Syngnathidae. Gene Ontology annotation, cellular component: membrane.
GUUGAAUAACCUCAGCUAGCUUGUCUUUAAAGCUAGCUAAAGUUGGUGUUAAAAUUGACGACAUUGACGUGGACCAAGCUAUGAACAUCAUCACGUGCCGCCGCCAAAAUCUCCCAUUCUUUUCGUUUUUACCCCGUUAAAAGACGUUAUUUGUGAAUUGUAAUGAACACAGAGGGGAUGCGCCGACCUCGUUUGCGCCAGAUUUGUUAGUCAAGCCGCAGCAUCCAGACUUGAGUAACUGGAGGAACCCAUCCCCCUCAAUUAAAUACGAAUGCUGGUUACAUAAAUAUAUAUUUUUUAACGUGAUGUGUGUCAGUAGGUUGAUGGCACCCACAAAAUCCGAAGUACUGUAACGUAAAAUUAACUAAAGUAAAAACUGCAGACGCCAUCCAAUGUAACAUUAGAAGCUUGCAGCAGUUAUGCUGUGAAAUAUGUGUGAAGUGGUGACACACUCCCAUGAUGACAAAAUGGGUGCUGUAGUUCUUUCCAUUCACACUUGUAGUCCGGUAUACUCUGAUCUGGGCUAAAAAUGACAACAAAGAUACUUGAUUGUCACUUGUGUGCGGUCUGGGUUGUGUUCACUCUGUUUUUGUUCGCUGACCAGAUGAUGCUGUCUGUUAAGCAUUAGCAUAAAUUUGCACCUGUCACUACACGAUGUGUUCUACGCACGUGCUAAACGCGUCUAGAUCCGGUAGGCAAUGUCAGGCAACUCGAUUUGUACUACACAUGUACAAACUACGUCAUCCAUGGAGCUACAGUAUUACACAGCAGUCAAGCCGUCACCACGUGAUCCCUACCUGAAACGUGAUCGGUUCUACACAUGUGUAGAAUGCGUAUACAUCCUUUCGCCUAUUUUUUGGCAGUUGUGUGUCUGGCAAGCAAACUUGGGCAAUCGUCAUCUGUCAAUUGUUUUUAUGGCAGUUACAAACUGUAAAAGUCAGGCAACACUACGCGUGUGCCAUUUACGUCACCCCCCACACUCUUAAAAAAACGUUAAGAUUGGAGAAAUUACAACAUAAUACAUUUAUUUCUUGCAUCAUAUCCAUGGUGCAAGUGGAUAAAUUAUAAGAUCUCUUUUCUUGGUUCCAUCAAUUAUUUUAAUUAUGAAUUAAUCACCUCUGGUAAAAUACGAAAAUUAGAAAAAAAACAACUAGCAGAAUCCUCUAGAUGAAUCCAUUAUUGCACUCUGCUUAUGGCUGUUCACAUUCAAGUAUUACGCUAUUUUAUUCUGUAUUUGUAUUAAUUCAUGUAUAUUAUACGUGACCAGAUGUUAAAUGAUGUACCACAGCACCAGACGUCGCAGCAAGACUGUCGUAAAAAAUGGCGAAAGAAGGAAGUAACCAAUCGAGUUUCUGGUACAGAUCGUGUAGUGACACAAAUGACACAAAUGUGCAAUAUGCGUCAUUCCCCCCCGAAAAAUGUUAUUUAGUUUCAAGAAAUGACUAUCUAAUCGAUCUAUUUAAAAAAUAUAUACAGGAGAAAUUAUAGGUCUUCCUUUCCAGCCAUCCAUCCAUCUUCCGUGCCGCUAGGGUCGCAGGCAUGCUGGAGCCUAUUCCAGCUGACCUUAGGUGAGAGGCGGGGUACACCCUGGACUGGUGUCCAGCCAAUGGCAGGGCACAUAUAGACAACCACUCACAUUCAUACCUAUGGACAAUUUAGAGUCUCCAAUGAAGCUAACAUGCAUGUUUUUGGAAUGUGGGAGGAAACCGGAGUACCUGGACAAAACCCACGUAUACACGCGGAGAACACGCAGACUCCACACAGAGAUGCCCAACGGAGAUUCCAACACAGUACUUCCUGAUUUACUGACCAUGUGUCCAACAUGCUAACAACCGUGCGGCCCGCCUUACUUUCUUGGAUGUAUAAAUCAUUUUUAUACAAAACUGAAAAAACUAUGGACAAAAACAUUUGCUCACUAGAUAUGUUUGGAUGGAUGGAGGGUAUUUUUUGUUUAGAAGAAAACUCUGUAGCUGCUAGUACGCGGACAAAUUCAUGUUUUCCGGUCGUUUAAAUUCAAAUAUCACAGCAUUUUAUGUUCUUUUGUAUUGUUUAUUUAUUUAUACAGAUACCAUUUUUUUUCUUUAUUUGCUUUGUCGAUAUCAAGUGUGGUUGUUAAGCUUGUAUGUUCAUAAAUUAAAAACAUAUUAAUAAAUAUCACGGCAUGUGAUGUCACAGAGGCUCCAUCACAAAAAAGAAAUUGGAGUGGAGGAAGUGGCGUAGGUCUCGUGCAUGUGCAGAACCGAUCAUGUUUCUGGUACGGAUCAUAUAGUGACAGCAACUCCAUUGCUUGUAGGACUUGCCUUUCUAUGGCAGAUUUAACCAAGCCAGCUGAGAUGUAACCAAGAAGAACGACAUCCAUCCAGCCAGCUUUGUGGUGCUCACACUUGCCUCACUAAGGGCUGGAGUUAGCUGGCUGAUGGACCAUGACCUAUCUCACAGGCGGUCUCCCUGUUUGGUCCAGUCCUUUUAGGACCUGGACUGUGUUCAUCACUUGACUUGGAAAGGAAGUUAGUCAUCCUGUCAUCAGCGUAGACCCAACCGAUGUUUACGGAUCUUCUGAAAGCACUACCCUCCCAAUCUGGGACCUCUGAGAUACGAACAGUUCUUUAAUGUUUUGUCAUAGAUGUCAGGUUCAAAUAGUAAUGCCGGCAAUGAAACUGUUGUCUUUUGACCUACAGUAUAAACUAUUGGAGGAUGCCCAGAGGGAUAUGUGCUGGUUGUCUACAAGUGUGCAUUUAUUGCAGUAAUAGUUGUGGCGUAUAUUCACUGUGCACGCCAGCCCGUUAUUAUCCCAGUUGUGGGAUGAGAGAGCAUUCAGGCCAGGCUGCCGAUCUGUCACGGUUUGUGGCGCUGUCCAUUAGCUCGCCCAAGGGUAACUCGAGACGAGGAGAGCUGUGUGCUUAUGGGGGCGGAGGAGGACAGUUUGAAAGUCCCAUAUUUAGGAUGAGAUUGUUGGAGGAGGGGGUGCCCGGCGAAUGGGCAUCUGAGGCCGUUUGAUCGGGGCCAAUCAAUCAGGAUACAAUGAUGCUUGGCUUGCUCGCUGACAGAAUGACGGGCGAAGGUCAGUAGCCGCCAUGCAUUGGCGGCUGGAUGAGGAGGAGUUGAGAAGAAGGCCAAAGACUGAACUUGACAAGAGUAAAGGAUCGUGGGAAAGGCGUGCAAGGAGGCAGAGGGGGGUGCUGAGUAGCUUCUUUGAUGACAGAACAGAGCGUCUCUCUGCAGGAAAAAACCUAUGACAGAUGAAAACAAUUGGAUAGAAAAGGUGAUGAAGAGGAUUGAUGCUACCCAUCAUGCACUUGGUGUGAAAACCUGGAUGGAUGGUGUGUGUGUGUGUGUGUGUGUGUGUGUGUGUGUGUGUGUGUGUGUGUGGGUGAGAAAAGAUAAUAUUUCAUGCAGUGGCUCUUGUUAAUGAGAUGUCACCGUCACGUCUUUUGUUCAUUUCAGAACUAAUGAUCAUUUCUGGCACAGAUUAACUCAUUACAAAGCACUCAAUCAUUGGAAAUUCUAGUAAAGGACUUUGCUAAAAUGGCUGCCGUGCAGCACAAUGACACUAGAACAGCAUUUCCCAACCUUUACUGAGAGAAGUCACGUAUUUCACAUUCAAGAAAUCUCACAGCUCACCACCAAGUGGGCCAGGACUUACCCUGACUUCCAAUUCCACCCCUUUCCCCUUAUCUUAGCUCUUACCCCUACAGUACAAUUCAGACGUUUCCAAAUGUGACUCAGGCCUCAUUGGCAUGUAGAUAUAAAUCCGAUAUGUAUCUGAUGUACUGCAGUCUGAACGGUCAGGUGUCAUACAGUAUAUCCCACCCGUACGUCAUAGAAAGGUAUGGUUUACUGUGCAAGACGUGGAUAAAGGUUCUCACCGAGGUCGGCAAAAGUUUUUCUUGUCUUAUGACAAUUAUUUUUAAGCGGCUCACUGCUGUCACACCGUUCCUACCACCCACAUGCUCCUCAUAACAGACGUGGCAGCAAGUCCUCCACCAACUGCCAUUGCCAAAAUUCUUGCCCUCUUUCUUCUAAAUAUCCUACAUGGAAUCAUUUGUUUGAGAAAAUAUUCACUCCUGUUGCACAAAAUCCUUGAAAUUCACAUUUCACUGCAGUAAUCUUUGCUUCUGCAAACACACAGAAAUGGGUGUGACGUCAUCGUGCUUUUGCGCAAGCACGUCACUUCCUGGACGCUUUGUGUUCACAUUAACAGGUCGCAUUUUUUUGGCAAUGUGAACGAUUACAUAAAAAAUCUGAUUUGAACAAAAAAUCAGAAUUGGGCAUCAUACCCUGCAGUGUGAACGUAGGGGUAGGAGGAGACACUCACGCUGACAAGACAGCAGAGCAGAGAUGGAAAGAAUCAUAUACUGUAAAUGUAAGUAAUUACGCAUAAUUAUCCAUUUUCACAGUAACACCACUCAUGUUUUAUUAGAUAUUCAGUCCUUUGCUGCUCCAUGUAAAUAUUCUCCAUGUUUUGAAUUGUUGGUUGUGGCUACUUAUAGCUAGCCUGCUAACUUCACUGCAGUCUACAGCAUUUCAUAAUUGAUUAGAUUGUAAGUUGUAUUUUAAAAUUGCUCGCUAAUGUACAUUACAUUACUGAAGUGUACUGUGACAUUGGCAUUUUAUAUUGGCUAUCUAAUCACUCAUGCAACGCAGCACAUCAGUGAAGUCAGUUCACUGUGAAUUCUAACCACCCUAGUCCACCACCACUUGUCAUGGUGGGAUAUCUUAAUUAUUACAGGAAGUGAGCUAAAUAAAAGGUGUCAACAACAUGGCCAUGUGUGGGCAGCACACCACAUAUCAAACUUUAUUCAACCUUUGGAAUCUAACCUUGUCCCAUCUAUUUUUAAUUUUUUUUUUACUAUUACUCUAUAUUUGUUUUCAGCACACUAUUAUUAUACCACUGUUACUAUUAUGAUUGUAUUUCCAAUGAGGUAAUAGUUGUAGCCCAUCAAUCAUGCAUGUGUGUCAUUCCUGCAGGAGAUGCUGAGCUAAGUGAAGCCAGCCCUCUGCUACACCACACAGCACUCCAGGACCAUUCAAAAGCUGCAAUCCAAUAUGGACGGUCGGACAGCUACCGCGUGGCGACCACGCAGGACAAAGACGAGAAGGAGUCUCCCAAGAAAAAAGGAGGCAAGGACAUGGACGACCUGAAGAGGGAAGUCCCGAUUACAGAGCACAAAAUGUCUGUGGAGGAAGUUUGCAGGAAGUACAACACUGACAUCGUCCAGGGUCUGACCAACGCCAAGGCAGCAGAGUACCUGGCCAGGGAUGGCCCAAAUGCCCUGACCCCACCUCCAACCACCCCAGAGUGGGUCAAGUUCUGUCGCCAGCUGUUUGGCGGCUUCUCCAUCCUGCUGUGGAUUGGUGCCAUCCUCUGCUUCCUGGCCUACGCCAUCCAGGCUGCCACAGAGGACGAGCCCGCCGGGGAUAACUUGUACCUUGGUAUUGUGCUGUCAGCUGUUGUCAUCAUCACCGGCUGCUUCUCAUACUUCCAAGAAGCCAAGAGCUCCAAGAUCAUGGAGUCCUUCAAGAACAUGGUCCCUCAGCAAGCUCUGGUGAUCCGUGAAGGUGAGAAGAUGCAGAUCAACGCUGAACAGGUGGUGGCAGGAGACCUGGUGGAGGUGAAGGGGGGAGACAGGAUCCCCGCCGACCUCCGCAUCAUCUCCUCCCACGGAUGCAAGGUAGACAACUCCUCCCUGACAGGUGAAUCAGAGCCUCAGACCAGGUCACCUGACUGCACCCAUGAAAACCCUCUGGAGACCAGAAACAUUGCCUUCUUUUCCACCAACUGUGUUGAGGGCACCGCACGUGGUAUCGUGGUGUGCACAGGCGAUCGCACUGUGAUGGGCCGCAUUGCCACCCUCACCUCGGGCCUGGAAACCGGCAAGACACCCAUCGCUAAGGAGAUCGAGCACUUCAUCCACAUCAUCACCGGCGUGGCCGUCUUCCUCGGCGUGACCUUCUUCAUCCUGUCGCUCAUCCUGGGUUACUCGUGGCUGGAGGCAGUCAUCUUCCUCAUCGGUAUCAUCGUUGCCAACGUGCCCGAGGGCCUGCUGGCCACCGUCACUGUGUGUCUCACGCUGACCGCUAAGCGAAUGGCUCGCAAGAACUGCUUGGUGAAGAACUUGGAGGCCGUGGAGACUCUGGGCUCCACCUCCACCAUCUGCUCCGACAAGACUGGCACCCUGACCCAGAACAGGAUGACUGUGGCCCACAUGUGGUUUGACAACCAGAUCCACGAGGCCGACACCACUGAGGAUCAGUCUGGCUCCUCUUUCGACAAGAGCUCCACCACGUGGGUGUCGCUGGCCCGCAUCGCCGCCCUGUGCAACCGUGCUGUGUUCAAGGCCGGCCAGGAGUCCUUGCCCAUCCUGAAGCGCGAGGUGGCCGGCGACGCCUCCGAGUCAGCCCUGCUCAAGUGCAUUGAGCUCUCGUGUGGUGCCGUCAAGACAAUGAGGGACAAAAACAAGAAGGUCGCUGAGAUCCCCUUCAAUUCCACCAACAAGUACCAGCUCUCUAUCCAUGAAAGCGAGGAGGAAAGCGACAACCGCUACCUACUGGUGAUGAAGGGGGCUCCAGAGAGGAUCCUGGACCGCUGCUCCACCAUCAUGCUGCAGGGCAGGGAGCAGCCCAUGGACGAUGAGAUGAAGGAGGCCUUUCAGAACGCUUACCUGGAACUGGGAGGACUGGGAGAGAGAGUACUGGGUUUCUGCCACCUGUUCCUGCCAGAAGAGACUUACCCGAAAGGUUUCGCCUUCGACACGGACGACGUCAACUUCCAGACAGACAACCUUUGCUUUGUGGGCCUCAUGUCAAUGAUUGACCCGCCCCGUGCCGCUGUGCCUGACGCUGUGGGCAAAUGUCGCUCUGCUGGUAUUAAGGUCAUCAUGGUGACUGGGGAUCAUCCAAUCACAGCCAAGGCCAUUGCCAAGGGUGUGGGCAUCAUCUCCGAGGGCAACGAGACUGUGGAAGACAUCGCAGCACGUCUCAACAUUCCCGUGAGUCAGGUCAAUCCCCGGGAUGCCAAAGCCUGCGUGAUCCACGGAACAGACUUGAAAGACCUCAGCCAGGAGCAGAUGGAUGACAUUUUAAAGAAUCACACAGAGAUCGUCUUUGCCAGAACCUCCCCUCAACAGAAACUCAUCAUUGUGGAGGGCUGCCAGAGACAGGGUGCCAUCGUGGCGGUGACGGGCGACGGAGUCAAUGACUCUCCUGCCUUGAAGAAAGCGGACAUCGGCGUUGCCAUGGGAAUCUCUGGCUCGGACGUGUCCAAACAGGCUGCCGACAUGAUCCUGCUGGAUGACAACUUUGCCUCCAUCGUCACUGGAGUGGAGGAGGGGCGUCUCAUCUUUGACAACCUGAAGAAAUCUAUCGCCUACACGCUCACCAGCAACAUCCCCGAAAUAACCCCCUUCCUGUUCUUCAUCAUGGUCAACAUCCCUCUUCCUCUUGGCACCAUCACCAUCCUGUGCAUCGACCUGGGAACUGACAUGGUGCCAGCCAUCUCUCUGGCCUACGAAGCAGCAGAAAGCGACAUCAUGAAGCGUCAGCCCAGGAACCCGCUGCGGGACAAACUGGUCAACGAGAGACUCAUCAGCAUCGCCUACGGACAGAUCGGUAUGAUCCAAGCUCUCGGAGGCUUCUUUGCCUAUUUUGUCAUCAUGGCCGAAAAUGGCUUCCGGCCCUCUGUGCUGAUGGGCAUCCGGCUCAACUGGGACGACCGCUCCAACAACGACCUGGAGGACAGCUACGGCCAGCAAUGGACGUACGAGCAGCGCAAGAUAGUGGAGUUCACGUGCCACACGGCCUUCUUUGUCAGCAUCGUGGUGGUGCAGUGGGCCGACGUCAUCAUCUGCAAGACCAGACGCAACUCUGUCUUCCAGCAGGGCAUGAAGAACAAGAUUUUGAUCUUUGGCCUGUUUGAGGAAACGGCCCUCGCUGCCUUCCUGUCCUACUGCCCCGGAAUGGACGUGGCGCUGCGCAUGUACCCCCUCAAGCCCAGCUGGUGGUUCAUCGCCUUCCCGUACAGUUUCCUCAUCUUUGUUUACGAUGAGAUCCGAAAACUCAUCCUGCGCCGAAACCCUGGAGGUUGGGUAGAAAAGGAGACGUACUAUUAAAUUAUCAAAGCAUCAUAAACGUCUCAUCCCCACCCAGCCUCUCCCUUACCUUACUCCCGCCCUCCCUCACCCUCCUCUCACUCUCUCGCUUUCCUCUCGGAACUCUCGCUGGACCCUUCUCAAGCCCCGCCUUCUCACACUGCGCGGCCCGUCCCGCGCUCGCACCGACAGCUGAUUGGCGUGCGAAGGCGGGAGGCCGUCCAUCAUUGUUGUUUACAUUUAGACGAGUGCACGUCGGCAUGGUAACGCACGACAAGAUGUUUACUCUUCCUCCAUCCUCUUCUAGAAAAAAGAAAAAAACGCCAAGAUUUUGCUAGGACUAACAACGGGGGGGAGAGGAGGCACAUCCUCUCCAUCCCUGUACAUACAUCCAGUACGAGCCUGCCAUCCGCCGCCGUCGUGCCCAUGCUUGUUGCCAUGGCGCCUCAAGCCGCCUCCUCCGCUUUCAAAAUCAAACCCGACUGUUCCGCUGCCAUUGAGUCCAUGCCAGCUACUGCCAACAUACCAGCCGGCAAGGGGAGGGGGGUAGUAGUUUUUUUUUGUUUUUCUUUGCAUCCAGCUUCCGUAUCACUGCCGUUUUUAUCCCUUCCUUUUCUAUCUGCUCACUGCCAAUCUUCUACUGCCACUCCUCUUCCUCUUCCUCCCUAUCAACCAAUCAAUCUCACCCUCCUACAACAAACCCCUCCCUCCUCGUUGUGUUGUUGUUUUCUAACAGACGACUGGGUGUGUGUUUGUUUUUUUUUAAAGGUGUUGUUGUGACAAAGCACACCGUCUCCCUCCUUCCCAACCCCCCCACCUGUCUUAUCUGUCCCGGUUUGUCCGUUUUGUGAACCCCGUGUAACAUCUGCCGUCCUUGUAACCCCCCCCCACCUCCUCGCCCAAGCUCCUCACCUAACCCCACCUCCUGGUAACAAAAACAAAACAUUACAAACCUUUGGUGUCCUGGGAAAAAGAGAUUUCGCUCUGAUUUCAUGAUUUGAAUCCGUGUAAAAGUGCAACACCUUCACUUGUGAAACAGCAGCAAAAAAGAGAAAAAACAAUAGAAGAAAAAAAAACAGCUAAAAUAGAAGGAUCUCUCUUUUUUCACUUUGCUCUCCAGUUUGUUUUUGUGUCAUGACAAUGGAAAUAAACUCUGUGAACAGUUGCUACCGA